This is a messenger RNA of Xyrauchen texanus (razorback sucker), 1283 nucleotides long. RefSeq lists its product as uncharacterized. The transcript is spliced from 2 exons. Lineage: Eukaryota; Metazoa; Chordata; Actinopteri; Cypriniformes; Catostomidae. Bases 43 to 759 code for a protein of 238 amino acids. The record is from RefSeq and is a predicted model, not a curated record.
AAGACAUCAGAGGACCCGUCUGUGUACAGAACUGACAGAAACAUGGUGCAAAUAGAAACACUGAAGGACUUAUCUGAACUGGGACAGUCUGGAUUUGGUCAGCCGUUGCCCAGACAUGGUCUCCGCUUGCUGUGGUGGUUUGCCAGGGAAUGUGUUUGGAUUGACAGUAAUGAACGCAUGACUGCACUGUGCAACCCCACACAAGGAGAAUUUGGCUUCCGUCGAUUCUUCAAUGUAGAAAAACUUCUUCCUAACACCCAACUAAUGUACUAUGAGGUUGGCAAUCUGAACACCCUGAAUGCAGCACUACCUCCUUAUGUCACUGAGAAUUACACUGGCAGAACAGAUGACAGCAACACUGAUCGCAUCAUUAUUUCAUUUGAUAAAAAUCUGAAUAGGUUUGACUGCAUUUAUGUGACAAAACAUUCAGAUAAAUCCCAUUUUAACCGCAACUGCACCUUCCGCAUCAGCCAAGGUCUCAUAAAACUCAUACAACGCUUAAGCUGGAAAGAACUGGAAGAAACUGUGAACAAACAGAGAUCUGAUUCAGAGUUCUCUCUGCAGUGUGAAUCAAUUAGUGACGAGGAAGAGUCAUCAGAAUACAUAUCACUAUUAAUUAGUGACGAACAGUCAUCAGACACAUCACGUUCCCGUGCACGUAGGCCUAGUACCCCAGAAAUAUGCUGUUCUCCGAAAUGCUGUUGUGUUUGUCUAUGUCUUUUAUCUGUAGCCAUUAUGUUUUAUUUUCACGUUAUAUAGGGCAUUUUUUCCUAUUUAUUGAAAGUGAAAGAUUAAGCUCUGAGAGCAUGAAACUGUCAUGAAACUGUCCAAAGGUUCCAUGUGUGAUAGUUCAGUCUUCUGAAUAAUUGCUUUCUAUCAGAUCAAAGUUUAAGUUGUUAUACACUGAUAAUCUUGAAAUAAUUGUAUUUCAGUUGUAUUCCAUGUAUAUGAACAUGUUUACAAGUAUAUUCCCCCAUUAUAUAUAAAUAUAUUUAUACAUAUUUAGUGUCUUUAUAUAUAAACAUGGUCUUUUUAAACAUAGUUGCUCCUAAAAUCAAGUUUUUCUAUCAUCUAUCCAUCCAUCAUCCAUCCAUCCAUCCAUCCAUCUAUCUAAAAUUAAUCAAUCAAUCAAUCCUUCAUCCAUCCAUCCAUCAAUCAUCCAUCCAUCCAUCAAUCCAUCCAUCAUCAAUCAAUCCAUCCAUCCAUCCAUCCAUCAUCAAUCCAUCCAUCCAUCAUCAAUCCAUCAAUCCAUCCAUCAUCAAUCCAUCCAUCCAUCCAUCCAU